Molecule: messenger RNA, 1551 nt
Organism: Hirsutella rhossiliensis
Lineage: Eukaryota; Fungi; Ascomycota; Sordariomycetes; Hypocreales; Ophiocordycipitaceae
Exons: 5
Coding region: 1-1551 (516 amino acids)
Source: RefSeq, a predicted model, not a curated record
AUGCGUCUCCAGGAGAGCACUCAGCGACCCCAGCUCAACCACAGUCACACGCAUCUUCCAAUCGACAACAUCUACGAUGCCACUCCAUCGCCCGCCAAUGUCCGUCCCCGUCGUAGCCCCGAGGUAGAGGCGAGUCCCGCGAGCUUGCCGGGUGCCGCUAGCCCGAGUCGCGAUCUGGUCCAGGACCAGAAAACCCGGAACCAAAAGUCGCAACCUCGUCAAGCAGGCUGUGCUGGCGCCCAACAAGCCAAGCGGGAUGUAGCAAUCGAUGUCGGCAACCCUCCAUCGGAAGCAACAAAAGCGACAAACACGCUGACCCAAGGCGACAAAAGAAAAAAGCCCAAGCAGCGCCCGAAGCCGCCUCUCCAGUUCGACGAGAUCAGCCAGCAGCUCAUGGAGCCCCAAGCCCGCCCUAAGAUCAAGCCCCAGACCCGUUCCAAGGCCAAGGCGCCUCAGAGACCACGCAUGCCGAUCGUCAGCGCGCUCAGAGACUCGGCUCAGCCUUCGAGCCCUCAGGCCACGGUGCCCCGAAAAAGAGGUGCUGGGAAAUGCUCACAGCCGAAGAAGAAGGCAAAGACAGCUGAGGCCAAGGAGCAGCAGCAAACGUCACUUGUGGACACAUCUAAGCAGCAUCCCGAUCCUGGCAAGUCCUCGGCCCCGUUCAAGCAGCAAGCGACGAGAGCAAAGCAAAUUGCAAAGCCGCCCAAGGCCUCGCCACGUCCCAAACCCGACCUGCCAAUCCCUGUCAAGAGCCCCGAUCCUAUUGUUCUUUCGAGCGACAACGACAGCGACAGCGAUUCAGUGUCAGCGCUCAGGGGAGUCCGCUGCCGGUCCAUCGCCAAGCGCCGCGCCGAGACCCAAAUGUCUUUGAGGGGCCUGGAGACCCAAAGCCAAACAAACAGGGCCCAUCCGUCGAGCCUCCUCGGAAACAACACUCACAACCAACAGCGCGAGACGCUUCGAGCGGGGGACCAAAUCGGAUACAGCAUAGGUGGCGCGUCGGCGACGGAAUUGGUGACAUGGAAACCCAUCGACUGGUUCAUCACCGAGACCCACCUUCAAGAUAACGGCACCCACUCCGACGAGCAUUUGCGCCGUCACGAUGCGACAAAUUCCUCGACGAAAGAUUGCCGCGACGAAGUCGAAAACUUGCAGGCCGGCCCGAGAUCAAACCCAUCCGACAAUCUGCCCCAACGGCUGCACCAAUUGGUUGACGCCAUGGUGAAGCAGUUGAGGUCAAAGGAAGAAGCAGGUCACAAUAUUGCAGACGUAUACCGCACCAAGACCGCUGGGUGCAUCGACAAGAUAGGCAAUCGCCAGAGUCAGGAGCGCAAGGUAUUGCUCGAAACCCUGGCAGUCGACGCCGCCAAGUUUCGAGAUGUUGUUCAGCAGGCCAAGAGCACAGUGUCCAACGACAGUCGGCUGAGGGAGCCUGACAUUCGAGAGUUUGAGCGGGACACGGCGGAGCGACUAGCGAUGUACGAACGGGCGACGAAGAGCUUACAGGCCCUGCAUCGUCAGCUGCUGGAGGGAGGUGGGAUCUCUGGGUGA